This is a messenger RNA of Cicer arietinum (chickpea), 3383 nucleotides long. Its product is annotated as probable LRR receptor-like serine/threonine-protein kinase At1g06840. Gene Ontology annotation, molecular function: ATP binding; protein kinase activity; protein binding. Gene Ontology annotation, biological process: protein phosphorylation. NCBI's taxonomy places the organism in Eukaryota, Viridiplantae, Streptophyta, Magnoliopsida, Fabales, Fabaceae. The record is from RefSeq and is a predicted model, not a curated record.
UUUUUAUUUUAUUUUCUUCUUCCUACUUUUUUUAAUGCAAAAUGGUGAAAAGUUUCUACAUUAUUGAAAGUGAUUGUUUCUCCCUUCAUCAAGAGCACCACCUAUAUUUUGUUCUGCAUUUGUUAUGGCGACUCAGUCAUAAAUACAAUACUGAAAUACCCUUCACUUUGUCACAUCUUGUCCCACGUCUAUGCCACCUUCACUACCUGGAGAGAUAAAGUGUUUUAAGUGAUUCAUGAGAGAUAUUUAAAGGUUGUGUUGUGGUGAUUUCUGUAUAUUUCAAGGAUGUAUCUUUUAGAGGGUCAUAAACAUGAAGUUGUUUUCAUUUUAUGGUUUUGUUGCUAUUUAUUACUGGUUGCUGCACAAGAUAAUAUCACUGACCCCACUGAAGUUGAAGCAUUAAAAGCCAUAAAACAAAGGUUGAUUGAUCCUAAUGGAAAUUUGAGCAAUUGGAAUCAUGGAGACCCGUGCACAUCUCAUUGGACAGGAGUUUUGUGUUUCAAUGAAACAUUAAUAGAUGGCUAUUUACACGUUCAAGAAUUGCAACUAAUGAAUUUGAACUUGUUCGGAAAUUUGGCACCAGAAAUUGGCAGCUUAGCUUAUAUGGAAAGAUUGAACUUCAUGUGGAACAAUCUAACUGGGAGUAUUCCAAAGGAAAUUGGGAAUAUCAAAUCUUUAAUCCUCUUACUCCUGAAUGGAAAUCAAUUAACAGGUUCACUGCCAGAGGAGCUUGGCUUUCUUCCAAACCUUGAUAGAAUACAAAUCGAUCAAAACAAUAUAUCAGGAUCUCUACCUACAUCAUUUGCAAACCUGAACAAGACAAAACACUUUCACAUGAACAAUAAUUCAAUUAGCGGGCAAAUCCCACCGGAACUUUCCCGAUUACCAAAACUUGUUCACUUCCUUCUUGACAACAACAACUUAUCAGGAUAUCUUCCUCCCGAGCUUUCCAAAUUGCCAAGCUUACUUAUUCUUCAACUUGACAACAAUAAUUUCGACGGGAAUAGCAUUCCAGAUACUUAUAGCAACAUGUCUAAAUUGUUGAAGUUGAGCCUUAAGAAUUGCAACUUGCAAGGACCGAUUCCUGACUUAAGCCGUAUACCAAAUCUUCUUUAUCUUGACCUCAGUUCCAAUCGGUUGAAUGAAUCACUUCCUUCCACACUUUCAGAAAACAUCACAACUAUUGAUUUUUCAAACAACAAGCUUACUGGAACCAUUCCGCCCUCCUUUUCUAGUCUUCCACAUCUUCAGAGAUUGUCUCUUGCAAACAAUUCAUUGAAUGGCGUUGUUCCCUCCACGAUUUGGCAGGAUAAGACUUUAAAUGGAACAGAAAGAUUUAUCUUGGAGUUGGAAAAUAAUCGAUUUACAACUGUAUCAGGCAAUAUCAAUCUUCCUCCAAAUGUCACAGUCUUUCUUGACGGGAAUCCUCUAUGCUCAAAUAACACCCUGAGUCAGCUCUGUAGUUCCGAAGGCGUUAAUGACACAAACGACCUCAUUCGAACAAACGCCAAUGGUUUCUGUCCUGCUCAAUCAUGCCCGCCUCCUUAUGAAUACUCUUUGGAUUGUUUCUGUGCAGCACCAUUGCUUGUUGAUUAUCGACUGAAAAGUCCGGGGUUUUCAGAUUUCCUUCCAUACAUAGACGAUUUUGAGAAAUACAUGACUACUGGUCUUACUAUAAAUAUGACUCAACUAAACUUUACUUUUCAUUGGGAAGCAGGACCUCGAUUGAGAAUGAACUUGAAGUUUUUUCCUUUAUAUGUUGAUCAAAAUAGUUCCCAUACUUUCGAUGAAACUGAGGUCAUGCGAAUUAAAAGCAUGUUCACAGGAUGGAAUAUUCCUGACAGUGAUUUGUUUGGACCAUAUGAAUUGCUGAACUUCAAUCUGGGCUUUUACCUGAAUGUGACUGCCACCUCUUCAAAAUCGGGGAUAAGCACGGGAGCAAUAGUCGGCAUAGUCUUAGGGACGAUUGCCUUUGCAGUGACGCUAUCUGCAAUUGUUACUCUUCUUAUAUUAAGAACAAAAUUGAGAGAUUAUCGUGUAGUUUCCAAAGGGCGUCAUGUGUCUAAAAUCUCGAUAAAAAUUGAUGGCGUAAGGGCCUUUACAUAUGAAGAAUUGUCCUCCGCUACGAACAAUUUUAGCAGCUCUGCUCAAGUCGGACAAGGGGGCUACGGGAAGGUAUAUAAAGGUAUUAUUUCUGACGGCACAGUUGUUGCCAUAAAACGUGCACAAGAGGGAUCCCUGCAAGGCGAGAAGGAGUUCCUUACAGAAAUAUCAUUACUAUCACGGUUACAUCAUCGCAACCUUGUGUCUCUAAUUGGAUACUGUGAUGAAGAAGGUGAACAGAUGCUGGUUUAUGAAUAUAUGCCAAAUGGAACACUCAGGGAUCACCUUUCUGCUACAUCAAAAGAACCUCUAACAUUUGCCAUGAGAUUAAAGAUGGCACUAGGGGCAGCUAAAGGUCUCAUGUAUCUACACACAGAAGCUGAUCCUCCAAUAUUUCACCGAGAUGUCAAGGCCAGCAACAUAUUAUUGGACUCUAAGCUCUCUGCAAAAGUGGCAGAUUUCGGACUUUCGCGGCUUGCCCCAGUUCCAGAUAUGGAAGGAAUUGUGCCUGGUCAUGUAUCUACAGUCGUAAAGGGGACACCGGGUUACCUUGAUCCAGAGUACUUCUUAACUCACAAGUUGACCGACAAGAGUGAUGUUUAUAGUCUUGGUGUUGUGUUUUUGGAACUUCUGACUGGGAUGCAUCCUAUCUCACAUGGCAAAAAUAUUGUUAGAGAGGUCAACCUUUCAUACCAAUCCGGCGUGAUAUUUUCAAUUAUUGAUGCACGUAUGGGGUCUUAUCCAUCUGAGCACGUCGAGAAAUUUUUGAGUUUAGCUCUCAAGUGUUGUAACGAUGAGCCAGAUAAUCGGCCUAGAAUGACCGAAGUGGUUCGAGAACUCGAAAACAUAUGGAAUGUGAUGCCGGAAUCAGAUACAAGGAGAGCUGAAUCUUUAACCAGUGUCAGUGAUUCUAGUAAAGCAAUUAGUACACCAUCUUCAUCUUCUGCUAUGAGGACUCCUUUUGUAUCAGGUGAUGUUUCAGGGAGUGACCUUGUUAGUGGAGUAAUACCAAGCAUCAAGCCAAGAUAGAAUUACACACAAAGCUGAAAAAAUAGUAGCUUUAGCUAAUUAUGGUCCAUAUUAAUUCUUCUUAUGUGAGGUUGUGAUUACCAUGUGAAUUGAAUAAUGAGACUAUGUAUGUCACUUGAUUUCAUCUUCACCCUUUAUAUUCUUUUGUUUUUGUACCAUCUGAUACACUGAUAGAACUCGGGGUUGUAUAUAUAACAUACGAGUUUUGUACAUUAUAUAAGUUUGGUUGUUUAUGCUGUGCCUUUAUGGAC